AUGCCACCCGCAGCAGGCGCAGCAGCAGAAGGGGCUGCGGCUCUAGCACUGUGGGCAGCGGCAGGGGAGCGAUUCGGGGAACAUGUCUCAGGGCAUGGGGCAGCAGACAAUGGGGCCACAGGCCAUGGGACAGCAGGCUAUUGGGCAGCAGGGAUGGCAGCAGGGGGGGGCGCAGGGAUGGCAGCAGGGGGUGCAACAGGGGGGCGCACAGGGGGGCUUGUAUGUGGGUCCGGGCCUCACAGGUGCCGCUGCAAGGUGGGGCGGUGUAUGCAGGCGGAGCAGGUGGAGGGUUUGCGGCUGCAGGAGCAGCGCUGGCGGGGCAGGCAGGAGCUGCGCAACCGUAUCCCGUUCGAAAACCAGCACGCAAGAAAGGAGGGUUCUGUAGCUGCUUUGGCAUUUGAGACCUCCACCUUUUCUGCUUUUGAAGAUUUGACACUACCCGGUGAACAACCCCUCUCUCUACUCUUCCGCAUUCCCGCCGCCAUGGUCGUAAGCUCGCCAGUGGGCUUCGAGCUCCUCGGCUGCUUCAACGUAUCGGCCACAUUCGAGCGCGAGGGGCAGCGCAUCGGCCAGCCGAAAAGCCACGUCGCAGUCGUCAGCAUCCCUCGGAGCCGCGUUCCCGCCGGAGGCGGCCCGAUAAGCCUAUCCAGCCCCAGCCCCGGCACUGGAGAUAGUAUCGAGGAUGCUGUUGACGGGGCUACUGUUGAUGAUGGCGGCGGUACCGCAAUGGCGCUGCUGUUCGUCGCGAAAGCAGGUUUCACGAAUGCCGUUGCUGCUGCGGGGACCGCGUUCGCCAUCAACGACAUGGGGAGGUUCCGAAUGAAAUUCAUUCACGAGGCACGUGUAGUUUCCGCGCGCUUCAUGAGCAUCCAGCAAUUCGAGCGUUACGCGUGCAAACGGCACCUGCUGAUGAAGUUGCUCUGGCAGCGGUUUCAUCCCGCGUUUAAUAGGCGCUCGCGCGCGCUGCGAGGAAAGUUCUCCUUCGAGGUGCGCGGCGAAGGGCCCGGCGGGAACACGCUGGUGCUGUGCAGUGUGAGUCACGGGCAGCUUCCGCAGGACGUGCGGCGGCUUGCGCAAUUCAUCUCCGACAUCAAGAUCGGCAAGGCGCCCGGCAUGCCGCACAAAUGCGUCGCGUGCGGCUUGAAGGAUAAGGCGGAGGUGGACAAGAAGCGCAAGCAGGAGGAGGUGAGAGCAAGCUGCCUCGCUGCUACUCCCGUAACCGCUUCUUUAGAGAGCCCCGUGCCUGUUACGGUUCUCGUUCAUUUCGCCGUGAGAUGUGAUCGUGCGUCCCCGUUGACCCGGGCGUUGGAGGGGGAAUCGCAGGAGGAGCGGGAGGCGCGGCAGAAGCAGGAGCGCGCGAUGAAAGAGCUGCAGAAGAAACUCAAGGAGGUGGAGAGGGACAGAGACGACAUGGAUCGAAUACGCGAGGCGCUCGGCAAGGAGCUGAAAGAGCGCGGCGAGAUUAUCCGAGACCUUCAGGAGAAGCUCAAGGAGAAAGCGGCGGCUGCCGCCAAGGAGGCGGAGAAGCGACGCGAGGAGGAGUCGCGACGCGCGCGGGAAGAGAGCGCGGCGAGAGAGGCCGCGUGGCGGGUGAAGGAGGCGGAGAUACGGCGGGCGAUGGAGGAGGAGUUUCGGGUGAAGCGAGAAGAGGAGCAGCGCGUGCGGCACGCGGCGGAGAUGCAGCGGUGGGCGCGGGAGCAGCAGAAGGCGAAGGAGGCGGAGGAGCUGCGGCGGAAGCUGCAGGAGGAGGAGGGGAAGCGGAUGUUCGAGGCCAUGUCGCACCGGGAAGAGAUGGCCAAGAUGAAGGCGGAGGGUCCCCCGCCUCCGCCUCCCCCGAAGGAUGCCCCGGCGGAGGUGCUCUCGCGGUACAGCACCCUGCUGCGCGAGCGCGAGGCGCGCAUGCGCGCGGCGUUCACGGCGGCGGCAGCGGAGAUCCGGCGCGCGGAGAUGGAGCUGCGGAAGAAGCGCACGGAGGAGGAGAGGCGGCGGAAGGCGGAAGAGGCGCGGCGGGGCAAGGCGGAGAGCGCGCGGCAGAAACGGGAAGAGGCGAUGCAAGCGGAGAGGAUGAGAGAGGAGGAGGAGAGGAAGCGGGCUCAAGCGGAGGAGAUGAGGAAGCGGGAGGAGGAGAGGAAGCGGAUGGAGGAGGCGGAGAAGGUGAGAAAGGCGCAGGAGGAGGUGCGGCGGAAAGCAAUGGCGGAGGAGAGUGCCCUCGCUGCGAAGCAGAAGUGGCUGGAGGAGCAGUACCGCUUGCGACAAGCAGCCGCACCCAUGACCUACGAGCAAUACGAGAACCGGCUGCGGCAGAUCAAGAAUUCAGCCGGCAGUGCCAACGUGCCUCUGCACUUCUGGGACAUCCCCUGGCCGCCCGAGGGCAACUGCCUCUUCCUCUCCCCCACCGACGAUGCCGGGUUGAAGAAGAGGAAGUUCAAGGAUGCGCUGCUCUUCUGGCAUGCUGAUAAGUUUGUGGCUUUCUGUGGGUCUCGGCUUGUGGAGGAUCACAAGGAGGUGAUUCUGAAAAAGGUUGCUCGCACGAGCAGCAUGGCCAGGAACCCACCGCGGUCGCAGCCCGAAAUCAUCGUGCUGUCGUCCGACGACGAGGACGACAAGAACGACGUGCGCGUGCGACAGAAUGCUCGCUCGCUAGGUGGAGCUCGAAAUAACAGGUCACGUUUACCUCCCAGAGACAUCAAGCCAGACGUUGGGGAGGUUGCGGGGACGACACGCAACCAUGGAGGAAGUAGUUCCUAUCAAGCUAAUGGUAUUGAGCCGCGCGGGAGGGUUCGAGGAGUCCCGCGCGUAGAAGUCAAGACGGAAAAGCACGAGGACGCGGAGGGUGGUGGAGAUGAUAGGGAGAUGAGAAGGGAGAAUAUGAGAGAGGCGCGGACGGAAAUGGCGACGGCAGCGGAAGCAGCGACGCGAGGCACGGGUAGUGGAUCGCCAAGGCUCGUGCGUCGCAACCAGAAUCGCAACCAGCGUUGCAACCACCAUCGCUGCCAACAUUGUUGCAGACAUCUCGCUUUUCGGAAUGGCAGACCGGUGUUUCGUUCACGGUGCCACGGCGGCAACGGGCGUCGCGAUCGGGAUAUGCGAACUGCGCGACAGGCAGGCGACCGUGGUGUCAAGAGGAAACGGCUACUUGAUCCGAAUGAGAGGAGCCGCGAGGGAAGGGAGGGGAGGAGGAGACGAGAGACAGCAGAAGGAGCAGGUCACGGUGGGGAGGAGGAAGGUUCGAUGCUAGGAGCGGUAGGUGGGGUGAAGGUGGAGGAUGAGGAAGCGGAGGAGAAAGAGGGAGCCUGGGAGGUGCCUGGGGGGUUGGCAAGAGGCGGCGGAGAGGCUUUGUCGCCUGGUGAUGUGCCGCGUGGCGACGAGAGGAGAGGAGCGAUGGAGGAGGCGGGGUUUGAUGAUGAGCUGGAAGAGGGCGAGGUUGUUGGGGACGACUAUGAUGAGGAGGAAGAGGAAGAGGAGGAGGAAGAAGAGGGGGAGGGAGAUGGAAGGGGUGAUGAUGAAGGAAGAUGUGUGGAGGACGAAGUGGUAAGGAAAGGGGAGGACGCCUGGUUGAGCGAGGGGGAGGACGAGGAUGAUGGCGUGGAAGGGAAAGGAGAGGAUGAGGAGAAGAGGAGUGUGGAAGAGAAAGGACGCGGGGAGGAGAAGGACGGAGAGAAGGAGGGGGUGAAGGGGCGAACGGCAAAGGCGAAAGGCGGGGGUGGCUGCGAGGGUGAUGCAGGGAGAGGACGAGACUGUGGAGGGAGGGAGGAUGCAGAACGAAAGGGAGGGAAGGAGGAUGCAGUUAGAGUGAGGGGAAAAGAGGAUGCACGUGCUUCUGUGGGUCCCGCAAGGGCAAUAAACGAUGCGGCAAGGGAUGGAGCGAUUGGCGGAGCACUGAUCGGAGUACAAGUGAAGGAUGAGAGCAUAGAGGUGGGGGCCGAGGAGCGUGAGUGUCAGGGAAAGCGGGGAAGAGGCGAGGGUGCGAGCGAAAGCAGUGUGGGGAAGCGUGCGGGAGAGGCAGGGGGGCGUGAGUGUACGGAUGGGAAGAGGAGGAGAGAAGAAAGGGACUUGGGUGAGGAGAAGGGCAGGGAGAUCGAGGGCAGGGGGAAUGCGGGCGGAGGAACAACAGGUGAGAACGUAAAGAGAAGGAAAGAGAGCGAGGAGAGGGCGGAGAAGGGAGUGAGGGAGUCGAGUGGAGGAAGGCAGCUGGAGGCGAAGCCAGGAGCAUGCAUUCCCCAAAGCCAUGGGCGAAAAGCGGGGGCGUCAGAGGCUGGUGCCGCGGUUGUGGGGCGAGAUGGUGAGGGUGGGGGCUUGUCGUCGGCUCCUGGUGCUCUGGCUACUCCUAAAGUGCCACAGAAGUCCGCUCCUAAUGCUCUGGCAACGAAGUCCGCUUCUGGUGUGCCCGCAACUUCUAAAGUGCUUCAGAAGUCCGCUCCUGGUGCCCUGGCAACUUGCAAAGGGCCUCAAAACUCCGCUCCUGGUGUUCAGGCAACUUCGAAAGUGCUUCAGAAUUCCGCUCCUGGUGCCAUGACAACCCCUAAAUGGCCUCAAAACUCUGCUCCUGGUGCUGCCCCUGUCCCUGCCUCUGUCCCUGCCGCUGCCCGUGCCGCUGGCCCUGCCGCUGCUUCUGCCUCUGCCCGUGCUUCUGCCCCUGCCCCUGCCCCUGCUCCUGCCCCUGCCCCUGCCCCUCCCUCUGACCCUGCCGCUGCUUCUGCCCCUACCGCUGCUUCUGCCUCUGCCCCUCCCUCUGCCCCUACCUCUGCCCCUGCUCCUGCCCCUGCCCUUGCCUCUGCCUCUGCCUCUGCCCCUACCUCUGCCUCUGCUCGUGCCUCUGCCUCUGCCCCUGCCUCUGCCGCGGACACACACCCAGACCUUAAACCAGAAUCCCACGCAACGCCAGACGCACAGCCAGAUGCAAGUACUGGUCCUGCUGCUGGUGGUGGUGGUGGCUGUGGCAGGGAUACUGCUGGGGGGGCUGAAUCUGCCUUGGGAAGUCACAGCAAUGCAGUGGCAGCUUUGGAAGGUACGAGACUGAGAGUCGUGCUGAAGCCAGCCGGUGCACGCACCGAAUCCCACAGCACUGAUCGCAGAGUGGGGGAGGAGGCAGGGGGAGGGAACCAGGCAGCAGCGGCAACGCUGCUCGUGAAACCAGAGGCAGCGAGUGAGGAUGAGGGUGAGGAUAGCGAGGAGGAACGGGAGGAGGAUGAGGAGGAAGGCGCAGGGAGUUGGGAGGAGGGAGAAGAUGAGGAAGAGGAUGAGGAGGGGGAGGAAGAGGAGGGGUGCGGAGUGGUGGGUGCAGGGCGGGAGUCGGGGAGUGGGCUGGAGGGAGUGGUGGUGCCGUCUGCGCGUUUGAUGCUGCAGCCUGUGGUGAAGCAGGAGCAGUGCGCAAUGGAUGCUGGAGAGAGCGUCUUGGAGAGGAAUGCAAGGCAGCAGCGCAGUGGUGUUGCUGAUGAGCCGUUGCUGGAACGGCCCUGCGAAGCAUUGCAGUCUCUGCAGGUGCCGCCGGUGCAGCUGUUACAGUUGCCGGGGGGGUUGAGUGGAGGCGGGUAUAACGAAGUGUCUGCAGGAGCAGGGGCAUCAGGGGGAGGAGGGGCAGCAGGGGGGGAAGGGGGAGCAGGGGGGGCAGGGGGAGCAGAGGGGGCAGGGGGAGCAGCGCUGGCACUGCCGUGGGGGGAUUGGGAGGCGCGGGUGCGAGUGCUGCGGAAGCAGCACAUGCUGUUCGAAACCAAGGACGUGGAUGGGGAGCAGGCGGAGGUGAACAGCCAGCUACUCCCCCGGGACAUCAUAGGGCAUGUGCGGGGCGUGCCUGUAGGCUCUACCUUCCCCUCUCGCCUGCACCUCGCAGUGGUGGGCAUGCACACAAAGCACAUGAGCGGGAUUGACUUUAUCCCCGCCUCCCGCUGCCCGUUUAGAGAGCAUGUGACGACGUGUAUUGUGAUGUCGGGAGGGUAUGAAGACGAUGAGGAUCAAGGGGAGGAGUUUUGGUAUACUGGGCAGGGGUCUGGGAAUCAGAAGCUGGUGCGGGGGAAUCUCGGGCUCGCGAAUAGUUAUUUUCUGCAGCUGCCCGUGCGGGUGGUGCGCGGGCAGGUGGACUGGCAGGGGCGGAAGGUGUAUGUGUAUGAUGGGUUGUACCAUGUCCAUGACUUUGCGCAUGUGGUGGGGAAACAGGGGUGGUAUGUGUACCGGUUUAAGAUGGUGAGGGACCCAGGGCAGCCGGAGCUCAAGUCACAGUUGGCAACUGCUCUUGGGUCUUCAAUUCUGCCUGGAUCUGUUCCAUCUCCCUCCCUCUCCCCUUCCACUCCUCCAUCCCCCAAGCCAAGCCCCAUGGCAGUAGGUGAACCGUCACCUGCUCCCCCUCUCACACCCUCUCCCCCUCUCACGCCCUCUCCCCCGCCGCCUCAGCACCCCUCUGCCACUCCAGUGUCAGCUGUUUCCUCUGCUCUUCCCUCGGCCCUUCCCGCUUUGUUUCCCUCAACCCUUCCAUCUGCGCUUCCUUCUGCUGCUCUUGCAACAGCCCGUGCUGCAGCCGCUCACGCAGGCAAACCACAUGGGCCUUGGCUAGGGCAGGCAUCUGCUCCAUCUCGCCUCGUUCUCCCCUCUCAUGCCGCCACCGCACCUGCUACUGCUCGUACUGCUGCCCCUGCUCGUAUCUCUUCCUCCUCAUCCGCACCCUCCGCUUCUGCUGCUGCUGUUUCUCCAAACGCACCCCGUGCUGCUCGACUGCCUCUCCUGCUCCCACGCCCACCCAUCAUCCAGCGAACAGUCAUUGAAUUACCCCCUCCUGUGGCUGCUCCUGCUCUGUCUGCAACUGUAGCCUUCCCGUCUGCUGCUCCCUCCCUCUCCGCGCCCACCAUUCCCUCUGCGAGCUCUCUUAUUGGCCUCUUUGGUUUGCGCGAACCAUCCUUUGGUUUCUCCUCGUCUUGA
Messenger RNA from Closterium sp. Yama58-4, 6909 nucleotides. The record is from the annotation of a GenBank genome assembly. Lineage: Eukaryota; Viridiplantae; Streptophyta; Zygnematophyceae; Desmidiales; Closteriaceae.